Strongyloides ratti is the source of this 855-nucleotide messenger RNA. RefSeq names its product Ethanolamine kinase. The record is from RefSeq and is a predicted model, not a curated record. Gene Ontology annotation, molecular function: choline kinase activity; ethanolamine kinase activity. Lineage: Eukaryota; Metazoa; Nematoda; Chromadorea; Rhabditida; Strongyloididae. The transcript has 4 exons. Gene Ontology annotation, cellular component: cytoplasm. Bases 1 to 855 code for a protein of 284 amino acids. Gene Ontology annotation, biological process: phosphatidylcholine biosynthetic process; phosphatidylethanolamine biosynthetic process.
AUGGAAUUACAAAUAAAAUUAAUUUUUGGUAAAAAUACAGAAAAUUUUAUUGACCGUGAUACAGAAUUGUACAAUUUUCAAAUGUUAAAUUCUGUUGGUUUGGCUGGAAAAGUUUAUGCCAAAUUUAAAAAUGGUAUAAUUGUUGAUUAUCUUGAUGGUGAAACGAUAACAAUUGAUACUGUUCGCCAACCUGAGAUAAGUAAAAAAAUUGCCAUUGCAUUAGGUAAACUUCAUGAAUUAGAUGUUGAUAAUGAUAAUCAAAGACCGAUGAUUUUUGAUAAAUUAAAUGAUUAUUUUCUAAUUAUGCAAAAUAAAUUUAGUAACAAAAAUUUUCAAACAAAUUAUGAUAAUUAUUUUAAAAAUAUUUCUAUACAAAAUGAUUAUAAUGAAUUAGUUGAUUAUAUAAAAAAUGAUCCAUGUGAUCUUGUUUUUUGUCAUAAUGAUUUGUUACUUGGUAAUAUAUUAUAUGAUGAAAUGAAAGAUUCUAUUCAUUUUAUUGACUAUGAAUAUGCCGGUGUAAAUUAUCAAUUAUUUGACAUAGGAAACCAUUUUAAUGAAUGGGCAGGUAUAGAAAGUAUGAAUGACAAUCUAUUUCCUACUGACAUUCAAAAGAGACAGUUUAUAAGAAAUUACCUUCAAACUUUAUCUAAUAACCAAGACUUAGAUAAGGAAAUUGAUAAAAUAAUGAUACAAUUGCCUUUGUAUGAAGCUACUUCACAUUUUUUUUGGGCUAUUUGGGCUAUAGUACAAGCAAGUAAUUCAGUAAUAGAUUUCGACUAUAUAAAGUUUGCUAUUGAAAGAUACUCAUUCUAUAAAACAACAUUGAAUCUUUAUAAAAAAAAUCAUUACAAUUAA